AUGAGUAUAUUUGGAGCAAUAUGUCUGGGAAGACCAAUGAUAUUAGCAGAACAAGUAGAUCAAACAAAAUUUGUAAUAAAUAUCCACAAUGCAUCAAAUAUUUCAUAUAUAACAAUAUUUAUAUUACCAAAUUCUCAAUUUGUUGAUAUAAAUUUCACUGCAUUAAUAUAUUUCCAAUUACCACAACAACAACAGCAACAACAACCUGAAUUUAAACUUUUAGGUGGUAUAAAUCCGGCAAAACCAUCUGCUAUAUAUAAGGUUAAUAAUUUAACUAAUACAACUUCUACACAAAAUUCAGAUAAUAUAGAUUUAGAUAUGAAUGAUCAUGGACCAAUUGAUUUAAAUGAUUCAGUAAGUAUAAAUAUAGGUAUAUCAAUUGAACCAACACCACAAGCAGAGCAAUUAAUUGCUCAAUCUAAAACACCAAGUACAUCCUUAGUGCCAACUAAACAACCUCAACCUAAAUCACCAAAUGAUACUGCUGUAUUAGCUAAUAAAAUUGUAGGAAAUGCUUAUAAUUAUUUAGCUAGUUUUAUUGAUAAUCAAGGAAAAGUUCCUAUAAAGGCUUUUGAUAAUUGGUGGGAUAAAUUUAAGACUAAAUUACAAAAUAAUCCAAAUUUUUUAAAUGAAAUACAGGAAUAA
Molecule: messenger RNA, 645 nt
Organism: Lodderomyces jiufengensis
Lineage: Eukaryota; Fungi; Ascomycota; Pichiomycetes; Serinales; Debaryomycetaceae
Exons: 1
Coding region: 1-645 (214 amino acids)
Biological process (GO): protein import into nucleus
Cellular component (GO): nucleus; cytosol
Molecular function (GO): nuclear import signal receptor activity
Source: RefSeq, a predicted model, not a curated record